CAACAAUGAUCGAGUAUCUCCUAGCCAAAGGACUCAUCCGACCAUCUACUUCGCCAUACGGUGGCCCAGUACUCUUCACGCCGAAACCGGACGGAAGCCUGCGCAUGUGCAUCGACUACCGAGCUCUUAACAAGCAGACCAUCAAGAAUAAAUAUCCGAUACCGCGAAUCGAUGACCUGCUUGACCAGCUUCGGGGAGCUACGGUAUUUUCCAAACUGGAUCUGCGGUCCGGAUACUGGCAGAUACGGAUGGCGGACAAUUCUAUCCACAAAACUGCUUUUCGAACUCGGUACGGAUCGUACGAGUAUUUGGUAAUGCCGUUCGGACUCACCAACGCGCCGGCAACAUUCCAAGCCGAAAUGAACCACAUUCUACGACCACUUCUGGACGAAUGCGUGGUGGUGUACCUGGACGACAUACUCAUCUACUCGCGCGACAUGAAGCAGCACGUCGAACACCUGCGACGCGUCUUCGAAAUUCUUCGACGAGAACGAUUCUACGUCAAACUGUCCAAGAGCGAAUUCGCCCUGGAGAAAUUCCAAUUUCUAGGACACAUGGUGAGCGCUCAAGGAGUUCAUGUCGACCCCAAGAAAAUCGAAGCCGUACGCACGUGGAAGACUCCCGAGAACGUGAAGGAGUUGCAGCAGUUCCUAGGCUUCGCUAAUUACUACAACAGGUUCGUGCCACAGUAUGCGAAACUCGCGGCACCACUCACGAAUCUGCUGAAGAAGAACACGCCCUACAAAUGGGAGACGAAGCACCAGGAAGCCGUGGAGCAGCUGAAACAAGCACUAACGUCCGCACCGGUGCUCAUCUUGCCAGAUCCCGAACGUGACUACGUCAUUGAAGCAGACGCCAGUGAUCAGGCCGUGGGUGCAGUCUUGAUGCAAGACCAAGGGAAUGGACUGCAACCAAUUGCCUACCUCAGCAAGAAACUGCACGGGGCAGAACUAAACUACCCGAUACACGACAAAGAGGCCCUGGCUAUCAUCAUCGCCUUCAAAGCGUGGAGAUGCUAUCUCGAAGGACGAAGAACAACCGUCUACACCGACCACUGCAGCCUGAAAUACUUGAAGACACAACCAACCCUUUCCAGGCGGCAGGUCCGGUGGAUUGACUUCCUCGAGACACACUUCCACUACGACAUCGUGUACAAGCCCGGCCACAAGAACAAAGCAAACGCUCUCAGCCGGCCUGCACACGUUGCCGCGAUUCAGCAGUCAUGAUGCCAUCCUUGUCGUCAUUGACA
Messenger RNA from Closterium sp. NIES-67, 1249 nucleotides. The record is from the annotation of a GenBank genome assembly. Lineage: Eukaryota; Viridiplantae; Streptophyta; Zygnematophyceae; Desmidiales; Closteriaceae.